Molecule: messenger RNA, 4808 nt
Organism: Phascolarctos cinereus (koala)
Lineage: Eukaryota; Metazoa; Chordata; Mammalia; Diprotodontia; Phascolarctidae
Gene: FZD4
Product: frizzled class receptor 4
Biological process (GO): canonical Wnt signaling pathway; non-canonical Wnt signaling pathway; retina vasculature morphogenesis in camera-type eye
Cellular component (GO): plasma membrane
Molecular function (GO): Wnt-protein binding; Wnt receptor activity
Source: RefSeq, a predicted model, not a curated record
GCCAGCGGCAGGAGCCGCCGCUGCCGCCGCCGCUGCCGCCGCCGCCGCCGCCUCCUCCUCCUCCUUCUUCUCCCCUUCCCCCUGGCCCUGGCCAUGGCUCGGCGGGUCCUGGGACUGAGGGUCCCGAGGGCGUCCGGCGGUGUCUGCUUCAGCCUCCCUCCGCUGCCGCCGCUGCCGCCGCUGCUGCCGCUGCUGCUGCUGCUGCUGGGGCAGGCGCGGGCUUUUGGGGACGAAGAGGAGAGGCGCUGCGACCCCAUUCGGAUCUCGAUGUGCCAGAACCUGGGGUACAACGUGACCAAGAUGCCCAACUUAGUGGGGCACGAGCUGCAGACCGACGCCGAGCUGCAGCUCACUACCUUUACCCCGCUCAUCCAGUACGGCUGCUCCAGCCAGCUACAGUUCUUCCUUUGUUCUGUGUAUGUGCCAAUGUGCACAGAGAAGAUCAACAUCCCCAUUGGCCCAUGUGGAGGUAUGUGCCUUUCAGUCAAGAGGAGGUGUGAACCUGUUCUGAAGGAAUUUGGAUUCGCCUGGCCAGACAGCCUCAACUGCAGCAAAUUCCCCCCACAGAAUGAUCAUAACCAUAUGUGCAUGGAAGGCCCAGGUGAUGAAGAAGUUCCCCUACCCCAUAAGACACCCAUUCAGCCUGGCGAAGAAUGUCAUACCAUGGGCACGCAUUCGGAUCAAUACAUUUGGGUGAAAAGAAGCCUGAACUGUGUCCUGAAGUGUGGCUAUGAUGCUGGCUUAUACAGCAGGUCAGCCAAGGAGUUCACUGAUAUCUGGAUGGCUAUGUGGGCCAGCCUGUGCUUCAUAUCAACAGCCUUCACAGUGUUAACCUUCCUGAUUGAUUCAUCCAGGUUUUCUUACCCCGAGCGUCCCAUCAUCUUUCUCAGUAUGUGCUACAAUAUUUAUAGCAUUGCUUAUAUUGUAAGGCUGACCGUGGGCAGGGAAAGGAUAUCCUGCGAUUUUGAAGAGGCAGCAGAACCAGUUCUCAUCCAAGAAGGUCUUAAGAACACAGGAUGUGCUAUAAUUUUCUUACUGAUGUACUUCUUUGGGAUGGCCAGCUCCAUCUGGUGGGUUAUUCUGACACUCACUUGGUUCUUGGCAGCAGGUCUUAAAUGGGGUCAUGAGGCCAUUGAAAUGCACAGCUCUUAUUUCCACAUUGCAGCCUGGGCGAUCCCAGCAGUGAAAACCAUUGUCAUCUUGAUCAUGAGACUGGUCGAUGCUGAUGAACUUACAGGCCUGUGCUAUGUUGGAAACCAGAACUUGGAUGCGCUCACAGGUUGUGUUGCGCCACUCUUCACUUACCUGGUAAUUGGAACAUUAUUUAUUGCUGCUGGCUUGGUGGCCUUAUUCAAAAUCCGAUCCAAUCUCCAGAAAGAUGGGACAAAAACGGACAAGCUAGAAAGGCUGAUGGUCAAAAUUGGAGUCUUCUCGGUGUUAUAUACAGUGCCUGCCACGUGUGUGAUUGCUUGCUAUUUCUAUGAGAUCUCCAACUGGACUCUCUUCCUCUAUUCAGCAGAUGAUUCUAACAUGGCAGUCGAGAUGCUGAAAAUCUUUAUGUCUUUGUUGGUGGGGAUUACUUCUGGCAUGUGGAUAUGGUCUGCUAAGACACUCCACACGUGGCAGAAAUGCUCCAACAGACUGGUGAACUCAGGGAAGGUAAAACGAGAGAAAAGGGGAGAUGGUUGGGUAAAGCCCGGGAAAGGAAAUGAAACUGUAGUAUAAACACAGCCAACUUGCAAGCCCCAAAGGGGGAAAUGUUUGCAUUUUGGUAGAAAUGUGCACCCCCCCCAACCGUUUUAUGCAAUAACUCCAUUUGAACAAGGCUCGUAUGUAUGAGUACCCAACACAUGUUAAAAAACAAAGAGCCCCAAACAUGUAACCUUACAGCAUUUCUGCUGCCAGCAGUGGCGUUCUCCCAAAUAGAAAGGCCAAUAGAGGCUUUCAAAGCUGUGAAAAAUGAAAUUGCUGUUCACUUUAGCAGGUUGUAGCCCUGACAUUGUAUACAAACCCUGCAGCUUCAGUGGCAAAGUUGCUGCCCCCUACAUGAUCAGCAGUUAUCAGAGCUAUGUUUUGUAACUUGCAAGGAGAAAGAUUAGCUUUUCAAACCCUUCAAGAUUUCGGAUACUAACUGGGUCUUUCAAAUAGUAACCCAACCAAUAAACACUGGAAAUGUUGAGUUCAGAGAAGUGUUACAAGGGUUUUCUAGUUUGGUUUUCUCAAAGGUGUUUACAGCAUAACUUAAACAUUUUCCAUGGUGCCCAGUUUGCUCCUCAGAGCUGUGCCAAUCAUACCCCCAAUGGUGAUGUAAAAAUAUUUCAUUGUCUUUGUCAUGAAAUAGGAUUGUUUGGACGACGUGUAAAAAGCGCAUAGAGGUCCAGUGGAUUUUUCUUGUAGGUUAAAAAACAAAAUGAAACAAAACAAAAAACCUUAUUUCGGUAUCUCCUUCUGUUCCAGGAUGUUAGUCUUCCACUCCUCUGCACCUCACAUUUUGCAUUAAUGACUUACAUGCAUAUCUUUAUGCUAAUUAAAAAAAUACAGCAUGACCAAGGGGGUAGGGGAAUGGGGAAUUAAGGGUGAUUUCACUUUCUGACAAUCACUUAAUUCAGAGAAAAAUGAGAUUUACCAAGUCUACUUACCUUACACACCCCAGAGACCCAUUGCAAUUGAGCAAUUAAGACUUAAUAUAUUUUACUUUGUGUGAUUGCAUCUCUGCAGACGCCAGUCUGGAAGGACUAAAAUGUUAAGUUUCUUGGCAACUUUGUGUUCACACAGAUUAACUGUGUAAUUUGUGUGUGUCAAUUACAAUUAAAAGCACAUUCUCCGACCAUGACAUAGUCCCCUGCCUGACUUUAAGCUAUGGUCAGCUUGCAUUCUCAGAAUGAUAGCGCAUUUUUAAAAAAAAUGUAAGAAUGUUAUCAAGAGUCUGGUCUCCUCCAUUCAACAAUGGAGACAUUUUCCCUUCUGUAAAGGGAUCUGAAAGGAGCAAAUCCAACUCCUUGGUGCACAAUUGUUUCCUAGUAAUUGGCGAUGGCUCUUGUUGGCUCCCUCAGAGGCAGCAUGGCCUGAAGUAUUUAUAUGGUGCUUAAUGAAUCUCCUGACUUCCAGCAAGGACCUUGUUUGGUUAGCAGGGGACAUAGUGUAAACCAUAUAAACCUGCCUAGCGCUGAGAACUCACAGGUCUUAAUUGCCCCAUUGUUGACUGGCCCCAUGCUUUGGACUGUUUGAAAAUUUGCUUCAAAUUGAAGGAGAGCUCUUUAGCAGCUUCUGGAAAAUAGCAGUACUUUUGAAAAUGUAGCUGUCCCAAGCAUUAACCUGCCUAAGACCUUCUUUAGGCUCCUAGUCUGCAGCAAAUGCAGUGUUUGCCAUUACUGGGCAUACUUUUGAUCCUUUCCAUCCAAUUCAUAACCAGCCUUAGAUGUAGCCCCUACUUAGCAAUGGCAUAUCAUAGGUUCAUUCAUCUUUUUUUUUUAAACAAACUAUGUUCUUUAAGUAGGAAAGCCCUGGCCCCUCUGCUUUAUAUAGAAAUGCAUGUAGAGUCUCAGAACUCCAAAUAAGUGGCCAGAUUUUGGUGAUAAGCUGCUCCUUUUAUUGCUUGCUUCUGUCAAGUAUUGAACACUGUGACUGGUAUGAUCAGUCAGGAUUCUAGGGGGUUGAGAAAGGAUCCCUGACAAGGCUGGUGUGAAUCAGCUUAGCUUAAAUCAGAGACUGUAUUGCAUGUAGAAUGUAAACCUUGAACUCCCUGUUCUGCACGCAGACAUUUCCCAUAAAUUUCCAGGGCCACCAAAUGCUUGCACAGGGGCAGAAUCUGCCCUUACUCACGCUCUACUCCAGUGCCUAGGGAGUUGUGCAUCAAAUCUGGCCCAGGGAAAGGAGGAAGAACUACUCAGGAGGGAGAAUGACUUAACUGAGGCUUAAUAUGGAUGCCUGGCUGUUAAUAGUUCUGGAUUUUAUAACUCUUUUAAUCCUAACAUUUCAGUGAUCUUGUGACUUGGGCAGUCUAAUCCAGUAGGAGAGAAUACUUGAGUGGGAAAGUCAGGAGACCAGCUUUCACAUGCUGGAGUGUUGGUCAUUUGCUAGGUGCUGACAUGCCACACUGCUCAUCAAGUCUCUUGCCUUCUACGGUAAAAAUGUCCACAGUCAGUAGUGGUCACCUCUGCUAGCUGAGUUGAGACUCUGACCGUGUAGAUCACCGUGCCAAGUUUUCCUCCUGCUGUCUUUCAAAUGAAUGAUAUAUUUAAGACUGAGAGUGGGCAUUCUUAACCUGUUCUGCAGCACGAACCCAUCCCUCUGGCAGCAGUUAGGGAAAGCCUAUGGACCCCUUUUCAGAAUAAUGAUUUUAAAUACAAAAUGUAAAAGAUACAGGAUUACCGAGGAAACAAAUUAUAUUGCAAUAUAUUAGUAUAUUACAACAAAUUAUAUUGCAAUGCAGUUAUUAAAAAUAUUUUUCUCAAGUAUAUAGGUUCUAGGCUAAGAGUAGGCAGAGGAAUUUGGUGGAAUGAUGUUUGCAUCUGUGUUUUCCACAGUGUAUUAGUUGGCUUUUUGCUGUAGCCAGAGACUCAGCCAGUUUAUAUCUGCUUUGAAGCACCUCUAUCCCAUUUGGCAUUUGAACCCAAAGAAUGCCUACUAUGUAUACAACUCUGUGGACACAAAGGUGCACACAUUCAUUUUUUAUUCUACUGUCAGGGGUUUUCACCAUGGGAUUGCUUAAUUCUGGCCUCGUUUGGGUCUGUUGAACUGCUUUGUCCACUUUACAAAGUGGAGUGGAGUCUCCCUGAAAGCCCAUCCAUGUGUUCCAUAGGCUUUUA